UUAACUGCGAAAGCCUUCAUCUUUCAAGCCGGGAAGGGUCAUCGAGGCCGCAGACUCACUCCCCUUGCAGGCGGCCAGACGGUUUCAGCGGCGGGACCAAAGAAGAAGCCCAGCCCAGGGCCCUGCGGCCGCGUUGGCAUCUCUGGCUACAUGAUAUACCAUGUUGUCUUGUGAUAUUUGUGGUGAAACAGUAACCUCACACCUGGACAUGAAGUCUCAUCUCCUGAUUGUUCACAUGGAAAAUGAAGUUAUUUGCCCAUUUUGCAAGUUGUCAGGUGUAAAUUAUGAUGAAGUGUGUUUUCAUAUUGAAACUGCUCAUUUCGAGCAAAACGAACUAGAAAGAAACUUUGAGAAGAUCAAUGAAAUGCAACAUGGGACUUCUGGUAACAGAAAGGAUAACACCCAACAGUGCAGAAUGGACGUUAAUUCAAGUAUGCCUUCAGCUUGUGCGUCUAAUCCAAAAAUUUCAGCUCAAAGCCUGCCUGAGGACGGUACUUUAAAACAUAAAACCUUUUAUUCAGAGAACUUGACUGAACCUAGAAAACUGAAAAGUAAGGAAAAACAAUGUGACCUAUCCCAGGUAAAAGGGUCAGUUUAUGACACAAUGUAUAGUCCGCCCGAAUGUCCAUUCUGUGGGAAAACAGCAGAUUGUACUCAAGAUAUGGAAACUCAUGUGAAGACAGAGCAUGCCAGUUUUUUGGACACUGCAGUGGAAGACUGUGACCAGCCACUGUAUGACUGUCCUAUGUGUGGGCUCAUCUGUACAAAUUACCAUAUUCUCCAGGAACAUGUUGACUUGCAUUUGGAAGAAAGCAACUUUAGACAAGGCAUGGAGAGAGUCCAGUGUUCUAGAGAUCUGGAACUGGCUCACCACCUGCAACAAGAAGAAGACCAGAAGAGGAGAUCUGAAGAAUCAAUACAAGAAAGGGACGAAUUUCGGAAGCUGCAGAGACAAUAUGGUUUAGACAAUUCUGGAGGGUACAAGCAACAGCAACUCCAAAGUAUGGAGAGAGAAGUGAACAGGGGAAGAAUGCCCCCAUCUGAAUUUCACAGGCGGAAAGCCGACAUGAUGGAAUCACUAGCUGUUGGUAUUGAUGAUGGAAAAACAAGAACUUCUGCCUCAUCAGUCUGUCAUCAACCUGGCUGUCAUCAGUCUGUUCUCUGUAUCUCUGAGUCUGGAAUUGUUGAAGCACUUUAUAGGUAUUAUCAGAAUGCUGCCCCAGAUGUGAGGCGUGUGUGGCUUUCUACAGUGUUGGAUCACUUUCAUUCAUCUUUUGGUGACAAAGGCUGGGGUUGCGGUUACAGGAAUUUCCAGAUGCUCCUGUCAUCAUUGUUACAAAAUGAUGCUUAUGAUGAUUGCCUGAAAGGUAUGUCAAUUCCUUGUAUUCCAAAAAUUCAGUCUAUGAUUGAAGAUGCGUGGAGGGAAGGUUUCGAUCCUCAGGGUGCCUCUCAACUCAAUAACAAGUUACAGGGAACGAAGGCCUGGAUCGGAGCGUGUGAAAUAUAUACCCUUCUGACCUCCCUAAGGGUAAAGUGCCGUAUUGUGGAUUUUCACAAGUCAACUGGUCCUUUGGGUACACACCCUCGUUUAUUUGAAUGGAUAUUGAACUAUUAUUCUUCAGAGAGGGAAGGGGGUCCAAAAGUAGUUUGUACAUCUAAACCUCCUAUCUAUCUUCAGCAUCAAGGUCAUAGUCGAACAGUUAUUGGAAUUGAAGAGAGAAAAAACCGGACAUUAUGUCUACUGAUAUUUGAUCCUGGGUGUCCUUCUCGAGAAAUGCAGAAACUACUAAAGCAAGACAUGGAGGCUGGCGGUGUCAGGCAACUCCGGAAAUUUGUGGGAAAUUUAAAGCAUAAACAAUACCAGAUAGUGGCAGUAGAGGGUGUUCUUACUGCAGAGGAGAAAAUUGCCAGGAGACAAGCAUCUCAAGUCUUUACAGCUGAGAAGAUUCCUUGAAGAAUUAAGCAUUUCAGUGAUUGUGGAAUUUUAUUUUGCAAAUUCAAAUAUUAAAGUCCUUAAUAAAACUUACGAA
Messenger RNA from Artibeus jamaicensis (Jamaican fruit-eating bat), 2030 nucleotides. It is a transcript of the gene ZUP1, whose product is annotated as zinc finger containing ubiquitin peptidase 1. Gene Ontology annotation, biological process: regulation of gene expression. NCBI's taxonomy places the organism in Eukaryota, Metazoa, Chordata, Mammalia, Chiroptera, Phyllostomidae. The record is from RefSeq and is a predicted model, not a curated record. The transcript has 11 exons. Bases 161 to 1954 code for a protein of 597 amino acids. Gene Ontology annotation, cellular component: nucleus.